Paramecium pentaurelia is the source of this 370-nucleotide messenger RNA. Lineage: Eukaryota; Ciliophora; Oligohymenophorea; Peniculida; Parameciidae. The record is from the annotation of a GenBank genome assembly.
AUGAUGCUUAAAGAUUGUGAUAUUAAAUCCUAAUAUAACAUAAUUUCAAAGGACAUAAGUGUUGGGUAACUAUUAGUUAAAAGAUAGAUGCUUAAUGGAAGAGCAAGUGAAUAAAAUUAAAAUCUACCAUAAAGCUACGCUUUAGGUAUUCGUGACUUUUAGUUCUACUAAAAUAAGUUAAAAAAUAUGUUAAACUACUUUAUUCAAAUCCCCUCCUUUUCUAAAUCAAAUAGUACAUGUUGAAAAUAUCCAAUAUUAAAUUUAAUGUACCUCAAAGAGUUUAGAGCAAUUUUAAGAAAUGCUUAUCAAGUAUUAUCAAUAAAAAAAUCAACCAAUCGAUGAAGUACGAUUAAUUUUGAACUCUUUCUGA